Molecule: messenger RNA, 1868 nt
Organism: Momordica charantia (bitter melon)
Lineage: Eukaryota; Viridiplantae; Streptophyta; Magnoliopsida; Cucurbitales; Cucurbitaceae
Biological process (GO): nucleosome assembly; chromosome condensation; negative regulation of DNA recombination
Cellular component (GO): nucleolus; nucleosome; nucleus
Molecular function (GO): nucleosomal DNA binding; double-stranded DNA binding
Source: RefSeq, a predicted model, not a curated record
GAUGAAGAGAGUAAACUCGGUUGUCUCGAGGCCUGAUGUUUCCGAUCAGCGUCAUUCAUUAGUAUCCAGAAAGCUCAGAGACGACCUCUUCUCCGCCAUCACCACCAAAUAUGCAACCGACGGCAGCAACCCCUCGUUGCCUUUCCCCUCCGAGAAGCUCAAGUCCGAUGUCGAGCGGCGGCUUCAUGAGUAUCUCCCCUCCUUCCACACUCCUACUCACCUUCCAUAUGCCUCGAUGAUACAGAGGGCAAUAGCUGAAGUGGGAGAGGAAGAUGGGUUGAGCGAGGAGUCUAUUUCGGAUUUUAUCGUGAAUGAAUAUGAGGAUUUGCCAUGGGCGCAUGCAGCUCUUUUGCGUCGCCAUUUGGGGAAGCUUUGUGAAAGUGGGGAGCUUGUGAAAUCGAAAUGUGGGAGAUAUAACUUUGAGGUGGAGGAUAAAGGAGUUAAAAGGAAGAGACGGCGGAGAAAGUCAGUGGGAAGGAGUCGGUACCGAGGAGUGGAGAGUACAGAUGAUAUUGAAGAAGAUCUUGAUGGGAAAGAGCAAUCAAAGAAAUUGAAAAUCAUAGGACCCCGAGCAGUGGAGGUAGUUACAAGUAAAGGGACUGAAGAACAAAAUGGUUUGCUGAGAGAAGAAAUUGGUGGGGUUGAAGAUGGAGAUCAAGCAGAAGGAGGCCAAGUUGAAGGGCUAGGUGAACUGAAAGAAGUUCAAGAAGAUGAAAUGAUAGACGAGUGUCUUGAAGAGGAAAUCAAGAUUAACGAUGGGCCAGAAGACUUUGAUUGGCAGAUGCAAUCACAGAAUCUGGUGGUAUUAGGUCUUUGUGCGCCAGGAAAUAUUAAAGAGAUUGAACAACAAAGUGGUUCGUUGGGGAAACAAGUUCGCAGGGCUGAAGAAAGAGAUCACAUGAAAGGAGGCCAACUUCGAGAAGAUGUAACAAUUGACCGAUGUUGUGAAAAGGAAGUCGAGUGUAGAGAUGGGGUUCAAGAUUUUGAUAAGAAAAAGCGAUCACAGAAUCUGGCUACGGAGCUCUGCGCAAAGGAGACACUAUUGAGGGAAGGGACUGAAGAAAAAUGUGGUUUGUCGAGAGAAGAAAUUGAUGUAGCCGAAGAAGGAGGUCACACACAAAAAAGCCAAUUUAUAAUGAUAUAUGAACUUAAAGAAGUUGGAAAUGUUGGGUUGAUUAAUGGUCAUCACGAAGUGAAAAGUAAGAGUAGAGAUGGGGCUGAAGAUUUUGGUGGGAAAGAACAACUGCAGGAUCUUGUGGUUGUUGGACUCCAUGUAGGAGAGGCACCAACAACUAAAGGGACUGAAGAACAAUGCAGUUCAUUAAGAGAAAAAAUUGAUGGGACUGAAGGAGAUGGUGCACAAGUAGGCCAAACUGAAGUGCUAGAUAAACUCAAAGAAGUUCAAGAAGUUGAAAUGAUUAAAAACUAUCAUGAGGAGGAAGGACAAAGAGUAGUGAUGGAAGAACCAACUGAGAGACCAUACGGGGGAUCAAACGUAGAAGAGUUACCUAGUGAAGAAGCCACUUUGGAGUUCUUUGAUGCUAUGCCUAACCAUGCCAAUGCUGAAGAAACUUUACUGAUUGAUGCUCAAUGUUGCAAGAAGUUACGAGAGGAAAAUGAAAAUUUGGAGUUUUUUGAUGCAAAGUCUGACCACGGCAAUGAUGAGGCGAAUGGAAUGAUUGAUGACCAAUCCUCGAAGGGGAAGGUACCAAGCGAAGUGAAUGAUCAACAAAAUAGACUGCAAGAACAACUGCUAUCAAAGCAUCAGACCGAUACACUGAAGCAUGCAGAGCAAGGGGCACCUAGCACAUCUGAGGCACAUAUUAUUUGUGGUGACAAGAGUCAACCUGGUCGGGGACGUCGUGGUC